AUGGACAACCCACUCGCCGGCCCAUCCCCACUGCGCGACAUUGUGAAUCCUCAGUUUCAUCAAAACAACUUUCCAGAAGAACUCUUUAUCAAGACCGAGCUCGGAAUCAAGCUCGACAAAGACGACCAAAUAUGCCGUCUUCAUCUGACUCCCGCUGGCUGUCCACUGGGCCCGUUGCACUGUCCUUUGCGACACACCACUCCCUCUGCGCAAAACUUUCAGCCACCCAAACAACUGCCUACACAUCCUCGAGAACGAGAGCGUCUGGCCACGGUGUGCAAACAUUGGCUGAGGGGUCUCUGUAAAAAAGGCGAUGCUUGUGAGUUUCUCCAUGAGUACAACCUAAGGCGUAUGCCCGAGUGUUGGUGGUACGCCAAAUAUGGCUACUGCUCUGCCGGUGAUGAAUGUUUGUAUGCCCACCCCAAAGAGCGGAAGGUGGAGUGUCCUGACUACAAGCGGGGAUUCUGCAAACUUGGCCCAGGCUGCCCGCGAAAGCAUGUUCGACGCGUCGCUUGUCAACUAUACUUGACAGGGCUUUGCCCUAUGGGUCCUGACUGUUCACGUGGCCACCCCAAACCUGAUCUGCCUCCUCCAAAGUCAUACGACCCUCCUUCUCCUCCGUCUCAUAGAGACCUUGGUCCACCUCCACCUGGAUACGGACGGUAUGCUGACUUUGACCGCGGGUUUGGGGGAGGGCCAGGUCCGGCACAUGGUGGUGCUGGUGCUGGGCUACCAGGACCACGGCGGAACUUAGACGAAGUGCUAUGUUUCAAGUGUGGUGAAAAGGGACAUUACGCCAACCACUGUAGGAAUAGGAACGUUCCUGGUAAUCGCGGCGGUAUCGAGAGGCACACCGAUGAGGGGCCCGAGUAA
Messenger RNA from Heterobasidion irregulare TC 32-1, 873 nucleotides. RefSeq lists its product as uncharacterized. Bases 1 to 873 code for a protein of 290 amino acids. Gene Ontology annotation, molecular function: RNA binding; zinc ion binding. The transcript is spliced from 6 exons. Lineage: Eukaryota; Fungi; Basidiomycota; Agaricomycetes; Russulales; Bondarzewiaceae. The record is from RefSeq and is a predicted model, not a curated record.